AUGGUCCCUUCCCACUUCCUCGCAAGCUGGACUGCUGUCCUUUCCGCCUUGCCGCUGGCCACCGCCUUCUACCCGUACGCCUUCGACGCGAGCCCCUUGCGUGCCCGCCGCGAGCCCGCCGCUGAUGCCCACUCCCUCGACUCCCUCGCCGUGCCCAUCCGCCGCACCCGUGUCCGGCGUGACAACCAGUUCAGCAUCGUCACCGCCGCCGAGCCCACCCAGACGGACAGCGUUGCCGUGGACACGGGCGGCAAUGACUUCUCCUAUUUCUCCACCCUGAGGUUUGGAAGCAGCGACAACGAGUACCAUCUUCUCCUGGACUCCGGCGCUGCCAAUACGUGGGUUAUGGGGUCCGAGUGCACUACCGACUCAUGCGCCAAGCACAACACUCUUGGCUCCGCCGACUCCAGCUCGCUCAAGUCCACUGACAACACCUUCUCCAUUGCCUAUGGCACUGGCAACGUCAAUGGCACCCUUGCAUCCGACGAGGUCCAUAUCUCCAAUUUUUCCGUAGACCUGACGUUCGGUCUUGCCGGGUAUGCGUCAUCCGAGUUUUCCUCGUAUCCCAUUGAUGGCAUUCUCGGACUGGGUCGGGCCGACAAAACAGCCAAUGACGUCACGGACGGCACUAUCAUGGACGCCCUUGCCGAAGCCUCUCUCAUUCCAGCCAAACUGUACGGAAUACAUCUCUCGCGCAGCUCCGAUGAUCUCAACGAUGGGGAGCUCAACUUUGGUGCCCCCAACCCAGACCGCUAUGAUGGCGAUCUCGCGUGGACCAGCACCCUUGAAAACGACCGCGGCUUCUGGGAGAUUCCAGUCGCCGACGCUGCUUUCGAUGGCACAUCAGCUGGCCUGACCGACAGAACCGCCAUCAUCGACACCGGCACCUCUUACAUACUCAUCCCUGGCGAUGAUGCUGCCGCUUUGCACAAGCUUAUUCCACAGUCGUCACAAAAUGGCGAGAUUUUCACCGUACCCUGCAGCACCACCAAGCCCUUGCAACUCAGUUUCGGCGACAUUGCCUACAACAUCUCGGCCAAGGACUAUGUGGGCAGCAAUGUAGGUGGAAGCGACUGCCAAAGCAACAUUGUUGGUCGCCGGACUUUUGGAGAGAAGCAAUGGCUGGUUGGCGCCGUGUUCCUGAAGAACGUAUAUACCGUUUUCGACUAUGACAAGUCCCGAAUCGGGUUUGGCACGAAGGCCAGUGGCUCCUCUCUAGCCGAAACUUCAGCCAGUCCGACCUCUACUGCAUCCACCAGCUCGAGUGCAAAAAGCUCUUCCAGCGCGGUUCCGACUACGGCUGGGGGCCCCUUGGAGGGUUCGGGGUCAGAAUCAGCGUCCAGUUCCGGCUCCGCCACAGCUGCAGCUUCGACUACAACGCAAUCUUCUGCUGCAUCGGCGCCCGUUGUGAAAGAAGGGCUUGGGAUGAACACCAGAGCAGGUGCACUGCCGCUACUCAUUGCCGUGCUUUAUCUCGCGGUUGUGUUCUAG
Diplodia corticola is the source of this 1491-nucleotide messenger RNA. Its product is annotated as aspartic-type endopeptidase. Gene Ontology annotation, molecular function: aspartic-type endopeptidase activity. The transcript has 2 exons. The coding region runs from base 1 to 1491 and encodes 496 amino acids. The record is from RefSeq and is a predicted model, not a curated record. Gene Ontology annotation, biological process: proteolysis. Lineage: Eukaryota; Fungi; Ascomycota; Dothideomycetes; Botryosphaeriales; Botryosphaeriaceae.